AAGAAGAAGAAGGAGGAGCCGGCUGACCUGCAACCAUAAUAGAAAGCGGAACCUUAAUGUGACUCAGGUCUCCAGUCGGAACUUUAUAGUGUAACAUCCAGUCGUUGCUCGGUGUAGCCGGUAAUUGUUUCAUCGGUAACCAAGCAACAAUGUCUUCGGUUGAUUGUUUGAGAGAGUUCGUCAACGAGCGACUAUCUGCUGCUGCUGAAGAAAUAUUCGGAGUUUUUAAAAGAACCGUCGUCGAGUACCAGGAAGAGAUCGACCGGCAGCGCAGAAUGUUGGAUGCUUUUUGGAAACCCGACGUGAAGUUACACAGGAUAAUCCCCGCAGAGCUCCCACAGCCACGUGUGUGUACGGAGGAGGAGGUUCUCGGUGACCAGCAGCUCUGUCUCCAGGAGAGGAACCCCAGUGUGGACCAAGAGGACCCAGAUCCUCCACAGAUUAAAGAGGAACAGGAGGAACUCCGCAGCAGUCAGGAGGGAGAGCAGCUUGAACCGAAGCAGGAGACCUUCAUGUUGACUCCUACUUGUGAGGAAAGAGACCACGGUGAAGACCAACUUCUGGAUUUGUGUACUGACGAAACACAGACUGUGGUACAGGAAACAUCUCUAGGCUACAUUUCAGUUGAAAGCGCCGCUGUCGUUGAACCAAGCAAUGACCACCAGCUUCUCUCUCACAACUCUCAUGUAUCUGAUGGCAAAGAUCAGAAAAGAGUCAAACGUAGUUUAACAUCAAGCAAGGAGCAAACUCCUCCAGGUGAGAAGCCACUUUUGUGCAAAAAAUGUGGGAAAUACUUUAAAAAUAAAAAUAGCUUGUUGUCUCACGUGAAAAGAGCUCACAGUAUUGAUCAACCAUAUGUAUGCAACACCUGUGGGAGAAGAUUCGUUCACGAGUCUGUAUUUAAGACUCAUAAAAGAGUUCAUAGUGAUGAGAAGGCAUUUUCUUGCAAAACAUGUGGGAAAACAUUCAAAUUUAGUUGUGGCUUAAAAAUCCACAUGGAAAUUCACUCUGGGGAGAAGCCAUAUUCCUGCAACACAUGUGGGAAAACAUUCACUCAGUCAACAAAUUUAAAGCUUCAUACAAGGAUCCACACUGGGGAGAAGCCAUAUUCCUGCAACACAUGUGGGAAAACAUUCAAUCAGGCAACAUAUUUGAAGCUUCAUACAAGGAUCCACACUGGGGAGAAGCCAUAUUCCUGCAACAUAUGUGGGAAAUCAUUCACUCAGUCAUCAAAUUUGAAGUCUCAUACAGCAACUCACUCCAAUGAGAAGCCAUAUUCCUGUAAAAUGUGCAAAAGAGAUUUCAGAAGUUCUAACAGUUUAUAUGCCCACAUGAGAACACACAAGGGUAAAACGUCAUAGAUGCAAAUCCUUUGAGGAACUAUUCUGAUCAUUUUUUAAGAUUAGAAAGGCUGAAGCUAGAAUGAAGCUCAUUAAAUGAAAUUGCGUAUUCCAAAGAAAUUGUGACAUUUUUGGGUUUGGGUUUGGGUAUUAAUGAAAUAUAUAAACACGAUUAGGUGGAAGGAUGACUAACUAGAUAUUGGAUUUCUAGUCAAAUUGAUCACUUAAGGUAAAAGUAGGAGAUGCCAUGUCAGAAGAAUUGGUGAUUGUAAAUGGGAUCCCUGAAGGUAGUUUUAUUAGCCCUGUAUUAUAUAAAUGCCUUCUUUGUGGACGUUUAUAGAGAUAUCGUCUGUGUGCUAUAUGCUGAUAAUGGAUUAAUGUGGAAAAGGGGAAGAAAUAUUAGUGAUCAGCAGCAUCCAAAACGUUUAAAAGUGAUUGUGUGACUCUUAAAAUGUCUGUAGGAGCCAUUCGGAACUUCACCCAAAGAGAUGAAGGACCUGGAAUCUCUGUUAGCGAGUAAGGGAAAGGAUUUUCUCCCGCACCCCUUACAAAAAUCAGCCACCACAAUGUCUGUGGAGAAAGAACUCAUAUUGAAACUAAAUGUAAAAAGGUGAUCAAUGUUAUGAAUGGGCUGCAGGUAAAAGGUCACUAAUGGAUAUCUAUAAGAUAAAAUCAGGAAACAUUUAUUGCCCUAAUAUGUCAGACAUACAAGGAAUUUGACUUGGCGGUUUGUGCAUAACAGCAGUAAGACAAUGGAUGACAGGAUGACAAGACAACAGUGCACAAGGGAUAAAGUAAGAUAUAAUGCUAUAAUGCGAUCAUACAAUAAUGUAUAUACUAUGGAAUUGUGGAAAUGGCCAAGGGACAUGUAACCAAAUAUUAGCACUGCUGUAUGUAUAUUUUUGACCCAGCAGAUUUGGUCACUUUUUCUGUUAACCCAUA
Gasterosteus aculeatus aculeatus (three-spined stickleback) is the source of this 2282-nucleotide messenger RNA. Lineage: Eukaryota; Metazoa; Chordata; Actinopteri; Perciformes; Gasterosteidae. The record is from RefSeq and is a predicted model, not a curated record.